Molecule: messenger RNA, 2124 nt
Organism: Closterium sp. Yama58-4
Lineage: Eukaryota; Viridiplantae; Streptophyta; Zygnematophyceae; Desmidiales; Closteriaceae
Source: the annotation of a GenBank genome assembly
AUGUUCCUACCGCAUUCAAACCCAGCUUAUCUCUCUCACUUCCAACCCAUCAGUCCACCAGCAAAGCUGCUCACGGCUAUAGAAGCGCUUUCUACCUCCAGCUCUCAGAGUUUUCUAGCCACAACUACCAUGUCUACUCCAACUUCCACUCCCGCGAGUGGCACCGCUGGUGCGGAUGCAAGCGCCGAGGCCUCCACCGCGCAGGAGUUUCAGCCCGAUACCAACCACGUGGUGUUCAAGCACUUUCGCGUCCCCAUCCGCGAGGGCGUGCGCCUCUGCAAUGCUGCUCCUUCAACGGCCCGCAACGAAAUCCGUGCUUUUUACGAGAAGAAGCAUUCCUCUCGCGACUUCAAGCGGCAAGCGGAGGAGUUCGCCCUGGAGGCUGUUUCUGGACGCGCGAAACAAGCCCGCAUCAGCGACACCUAUGGCGACGCGGCUGCUUGCGCGAAGACAGAUGCGGACGACGCCAUCUGCCUUUUGUGGGCCGGCCUGCGCCUCCCGGAGCACCACGCGGACCACGUUUUGUGGCGGAACGCUGUCCGUUGCAUCAACAACGCGCCAAAAGGUUACGUUCCCCCUCGUCGCCGCUACGUCGGAGGUGCGGGAUUGCAGAAGACCCGCAAGAGGAUUGAGCAAGGCCUUUCCCCGAUCGUCGCCAGCUGGAAGCGUGACGGUGUCACGCUCUCGUCCGACAUCAUGACCGACAAGAAUGGCCGCCCCCAGGCCAACGUCUUGCUCAUCAACGACUACGGCGCGGUCUUCACCAAGAGCGUCGAUUGCAAGCUGGAGCAGAAGACGGGGUCCUACAUCGCCAGCGUCCUCCGCCCCAUUGUGAAGAAAGUCGGCCCCGAGCACGUGGUGUCUCUCUGCGUGGACGGCGGGAGCAAUUACGCAAGCGCCUUCAAGGAGUUGGCGCUUGAGUGGCCCCACAUUGAGUUCGUGCCGUGCGCGACGCACGUCAUGGACCUGCUCAUGGAGGAUGUGGGGCGGAUGGAUUGGGCAAAGAACGUCGUGGAGCGGGCCAACGAGAUCAUCACCUACGUGCGUAGCCAUCACUUCACCCGCGGGUACCUGAGGAGCCCGCAAGUGCAGGGGGGAAAAGGGAAGCAAGUGCUGAAGCCGGCGGGCACAAGGUUUGGCACGCAGUUUAUUGCUGUUUCUCGGCUUUGUGAGGUGCGGGUCUCUCUCGUGCAGAUGGUGCUGAGCGAGGAUUGGGUGGAGUUUGCGAAAACAAGGAAAGAAGGCGCCGCCAGCUUCAAGUCCAACAUCAUGGAUGACCCGUGGUGGAAGAAGGCUUCUUACUUCAGCGCAUUGUUGAAGCUGCCGUUCGUCGUGAUGCGCGCCACCGACUCAACCAAGAAAGGCAUGAUGGGGCGCAUCUACGACAUGAUGCUUCAACUCACUGAAGAUGUGAACGCCAAGCUUGAAGAGGCGGACGAGGUGCUGACCCGGGCUGACAAGACGGAGAUUACCAAGAUCGUGGGCCGCCGCUGGGAUGGGAGUAUGGCAUGUGCCAUGCAUGUUGUGGGGCGGAUCCUGAACCCCCUCACUCAACCAAGUAUCUUCCGCAGCGACUUGGAGUGCACCCGCAUCUUCAAGUCUUACAUCAACCGCCACUACGACGGCAUCACCAUCACGCGGAAGGAUGGUGAGGAGCGCCGGGCCGCCCAUGUCCUGCAGGAGGGGCUGGAGGCAUUCAUGACGCUUCAGGGAAGUUUCGGCCUGCCUGAGGCGAUUUCUGACCGUGAGCUCGUCAAGGCAGGGAAGAAGACCAUAGUCCAGUGGUGGACCUUGCACGGCACCGACAACCCAGAGCUGACUGCCCUGGCUUGCCGGGUCCUCUCCCAGCCCGUUUCCGCCGCUGCAUGCGAGCGGAAUUGGGCUAUGUGGGACGCUGUCCACACCGCACGGCGCAACAGGUUGGGGUCUGAAAAAUGCCGCGACCUAGUGUUUGUUGCGCACAAUUGGAACAUUGUGCACAACUGGCACAAGGCCGAGGAGGGGAUGGAGGCAUUGCCGGGGAACAUUCCGGAGCCUCCCAUCCCUGAGGGGUACAAGGAAGAUCGGGAGGAGGAGGUGGAGGAGGGGGAGGAUGACGUGAUGCAGGAUGAGUAUGUUGAGUAG